AUAAUAAUAAUAAUAAUAAUUAGUUUAUUUUUCACUUUCGCAGUCCAUGGACUGAAUUACAGUGACGGUCAAUUACGCAUACAUAUAAAUAUAUAAUUAACAUAUAAUUUACACAUGAUAUAUUGAUAAUUCACUCCAAGCCUGAGGUUGCAAACUUUACGCUAACAAAAUUUCCGAACCUGUCGGUUUUGGUUGCUAGAGUGACAUGGUCUUUAGGUCUUAAGUUGUAGUGCGAGGACUGGUUAAUUAUGCGUUUGUGUAUUAGGAGAUGGAGUGGAUUGUCAGGAGUGACCUUACGGAUAAACUUACUGCAUGCUAUUUUCCUGCGCUCCUCAAGGGUGGGAAUACCAGCCUUGGCCAGCGCGUCCGCAUAGGGGAUAAAUGGGAAUAUGAUAGCCAAAGCGCGCCUCUGGAUCCGCUCCAGAUCUUGCGAUAAAUAUUUUGGAAGGUUGGCAAAGACUACGCAUGCGUACUCCAGGAUAGAGCGCACGAGACAGCAGUAAAUGCUAACAAGGUCCCCUUGUGGGACACGACUCUUCUUGAGUUGCCUUAUUGCGUAAAGGCGCCUGUUAGCUUUCUUCACUACGUACUCGCAGUGAGCAGCCCAUGUCAGAUCGUUGGAAAUGUACACGCCGAGUAGCUUAAAUGAUGUCACUUAAAUGAAGCAAGAGCUUAAAAAAACUGCGAUGUUAACCGCCACUUUGCGCUUAGGUGCUGCUCCGUAAACAGUUGCAGUAAGGCUCAUUUACUAAUGGUCUAGUUUCACGUCUUAAAAAAGCAUCUAAGAGGGUAAUAGACAUGAAUUUCACAACAUAAAAUUAACGUGAAACUAUAGCGUGACAGCCACGUGGAUGGCGUGACAGUUCAGACCAUUACCAUGCCUACUUAGCAGAAGGAAGGCGUGCGUGACACUAAGAUCGGCUACUAAGCGGGCAUUACCACAGGAGACAUCGCUUGCAUUGCAAUCAAUCAAGUUACAUCUUCAGAGGCGACGUUCUACUUUUUUAUUAUACUGCUUAAAGAAUACUUGUUUGUAAUAGCAAGAUCACAUCCAUCGGAUGACAAGCCGUAUUUACAAGCACACCAGGCAAUCAGAUGUGCCCCACAGUCAUCUGCCUUAUGGAGGCUUGGGAAAUUACUCUGAAAGUAUGGAAACAGAAAGGGAAGUAAUAAACGAAGCAAUACCUCUGGCAGUCCAAGCCGCGCUAUCCUCAGCGCAUGAUGGCGGCGUGUUCACUAUUGUUGACUAUGGGUGCGCGGAUGGUGGUACGUCUAUGUCACUGAUGUACGCGAUAGUGAAGGCUCUGCGAGAGAGAUAUGGUGACAGUCUUCCUAUUCACGUUAUCUACGAAGAUCAACCAGUCAAUGACUUCAAGGGUUUGUUUAUGAGAAUGCAAGGGUUAAUACCUGGACCACCAAGUUACCUCCUAGACUUCAAGAAUGUCUUUGUAACCACGUGUGGAACAAGCUUUUACAGCCAGUGUCUACCUGACAAUAGCGUGACGUUUGGCUUUUCGUCUUCAUGCAUGCACUGGUUGCGUGACAAGCCUUGUGACAUCACAGGGGCGUUGUGUCACAUCAUGGGCACGGACGUGAAAGAAAAAGAAGCGUUCGCUCGCCAGGCUGCUAAGGACUGGGAGACCAUACUGCUUCACCGAGCUGCUGAGCUAAAAUCCGGUAGCAAGAUGGUCCUUGUUCAAAAUGUCCUGGAAGAUCAGGAACAGUCCCUUGCAAAUACUAGUAACAUGAAAGAGUCUUUUCUAGAAACUCUGACCACGCUAUGGCAAGGCCUGGUUACUGAUGGCACCAUCACCCAGGAUGAGUUUUUGAAAACAAACUUCAACUUGUACUGUCGAACAAUUAAAGAGUACAGAAAGCCCUUUGAGGACCCAGAAAGCCCCGUCAGAAAAGCAGGCCUGAACCUGGUCUCCAUGGAAACCAAGUUUGUACCCUGCUCGUCUCGACAAAAAUGGAUCCGCAUAGGAGACCCAACUGAGCAUGCGCGAAGAUUUGCAAGUGCUACUAGAGUUUGGAGUGAUAGUUCGUUCAAGGCAGGUCUUUCAGACAAAAGAACCUGUAAGGAAAAGGAAGCAAUUGUAGAUGAGCUGUUUCGAAGAUACGAAAGAGAGGUUGAGAAGAAUCCCGAGAACCAUUUCGCGGACCUCGUGCACUGCCAUAUGCUCAUCGAGAUGUCAGAGUAAACAUUCUGAUAGUGGCGUCUGCCAAGUUCCAGGUGUCCUACCGGGUAUCCUGUGCUAGGAUAUGAACUGAGUUGCGGCAUGUGGCCUGGGAAGAGCUCACUUACAGAAGAAAUGGUUUCCUCUGACGGCACAGAAGUCUUUGAAAAAAAAUAAAAAAAACAAUUGGUUUCCA
Messenger RNA from Nematostella vectensis (starlet sea anemone), 2373 nucleotides. RefSeq names its product probable S-adenosylmethionine-dependent methyltransferase At5g38100. Gene Ontology annotation, molecular function: S-adenosylmethionine-dependent methyltransferase activity. Gene Ontology annotation, biological process: methylation. The transcript has 6 exons. The record is from RefSeq and is a predicted model, not a curated record. The coding region runs from base 1059 to 2201 and encodes 380 amino acids. Lineage: Eukaryota; Metazoa; Cnidaria; Anthozoa; Actiniaria; Edwardsiidae.